Hemicordylus capensis (graceful crag lizard) is the source of this 2890-nucleotide messenger RNA. RefSeq names its product Rho family GTPase 3 (gene RND3). The record is from RefSeq and is a predicted model, not a curated record. The transcript has 5 exons. Bases 462 to 1196 code for a protein of 244 amino acids. Lineage: Eukaryota; Metazoa; Chordata; Lepidosauria; Squamata; Cordylidae. Gene Ontology annotation, molecular function: GTP binding; GTPase activity. Gene Ontology annotation, biological process: small GTPase-mediated signal transduction.
CAGAUUUCAGGCGACAAUGGACAGCUUCCUCCGUCCUCUCUUUAGGAGCUUUUCCUCCUUCGCAGCGUUGCUUAAGGCCGCUUCUCCCCUAGAGGGCGCGGAGCAGCCGCUCCGGCAGCGUUUUACACGCUCCCAUAAAAGGGCAGGGGGCGGAUCGCUCACUUUCCCUCUUUGAGCACGGGAUUGGAAGGCGGCGGGGCCUAUAAAUUCAGGCAGGGCGGAGUGAAACAAAGCAGUUUGCAAGCAACUGGAUCUGGAAGGAGAGGGUGAGGACAACUUGGAGUUACAAGGACUCUCAUCUGGAGCCCGCUUGAGACCCGUCUUUGCACUGCGGGUUUUUUUUGUGUUUUUUGUGUUUUUUUUUUUAACCAUUUCUUAGUUUCUUCUUCUUGUUCCCUCCCCAAAUCGACAAAGUAAUUGUUUUUAUUUGAGAAAAGGGAAAAAAGAUCAAGGACAUCUCAAUGAAGGAAAGAAGAGCGAGCCAAAAAUUAUCCAGCAAAUCGAUCAUGGAUCCUAAUCAGAACGUAAAGUGCAAAAUAGUGGUGGUUGGGGAUACCCAGUGUGGGAAGACCGCUCUGCUACACGUUUUCGCGAAGGACUGCUUCCCUGAGAACUAUGUACCCACUGUGUUUGAAAAUUACACGGCCAGUUUUGAAAUUGACACACAAAGGAUAGAACUCAGUCUCUGGGAUACUUCUGGGUCUCCUUACUAUGAUAAUGUCCGCCCACUUUCCUAUCCAGAUUCUGAUGCCGUCUUAAUUUGUUUUGACAUUAGUCGUCCAGAAACACUUGACAGUGUAUUAAAAAAGUGGAAAGGUGAAAUCCAGGAGUUCUGUCCCAACACCAAAAUGCUUCUGGUUGGCUGCAAAUCUGACCUGCGCACAGAUGUUAGUACUUUAGUAGAGCUGUCCAAUCACAGGCAAACACCAGUAUCCUACGAUCAGGGUGCAAACAUGGCCAAGCAGAUUGGAGCAGCCACUUAUAUUGAAUGUUCAGCCUUGCAAUCGGAAAACAGCGUCAGAGACAUUUUUCAUGUUGCUACCUUGGCAUGUGUGAACAAAACAAACAAAAAUGUUAAGCGGAACAAGUCACAGCGAGCAACAAAACGCAUUUCACACAUGCCAGGCAGGCCAGAACUUUCUACAGUCACUACAGAUCUGAGAAAGGACAAAGCUAAGAGCUGUACAGUGAUGUAAAGGAUUUGGUUUCCUAAUGGAGAUGGCAAGGACCAUGUAUAUGGGUGGGACAGGCCGAAAACCCAAGGAGAAGUGCCCAGUGAAAAUGGUCUGUUUGUAUGGGCAAAGAAAUGUCAAUGCUUAACAGCUGCGAUUCACCUUCUGUAGUCAAGAAACUGUAUUUGAGGAGUCUGUAUGUAGAGGAAGCAGUGGGAGAGAUGGAUUUUGAAGGAUGUCUUGUUACUUGGAUAAAAUACCAAAUACGAAGGAAACUAUUUGAAUGUGCUAAAGAAGUGAGAGGAUUGGUAGCACCUGAAGAAAUGAUGUCCUGGAAUAUGCUUAUUUUUUGAUCUAUUUUUGAAUACAGACGUUGAUUUCAAUUACAUGCUAAAACGUUGCUUUUAAAUAAAUUCACAAUAUUCCUAUCUCUUGCCCCCAAAUGACACCAUUGUUUUGUUUUUUUCCAAAGAAUAGGAUUGCUUUUCCUUUUAGUUUAUCUUUAACAUAGGAAAUGUGUCAUGGGUUAUCCAGGAAACACUGUUAAGAGGCUUUAAAGUAUCACUUUAUAAAAAGGACUAGAGAGGAGAAAAUGUAAGCAAGUCAGGAAUUUAGAAAGCUUCAAGGACUUCUAAUAUAGAAACAAAUUGCCCAAGAAGAAAAGGAAGGAAGUAACUUACUCUGUUAAGAGCAGUUUUCAGUCAGACUCUUCCUCUUCAUCAUUGUGACAGUGAUGAAAAAGUUGGGAGUGGUCUGAAAGCUAAAUUUUGAUGGCUUCUCUAUAAAGACAUUGUAUACUGUUUGGAUGUCUUCGGUUGAAUUACAAAGCCGAAUGAAUGGUGCUAAGAGUUAGUUAUAAAAGGUCCUUAAUUAGAAAGGAAUGUUAGUCUUAUUGCCCUUCUAAUCGGCUCCUUUGGUAUGAAGGAGGCACAAAACCUCAGCACUGUGUAUGGGAAUAAGUGCUGUUCUGCUAUUUGACUUUUCUACAAUUCUAUACUGGAUGUUUUGUUUUGUUGUUUUUUAAAGCUAGCACAUGAGCCAACAUGCCCAAUUAUCUCUAUUAUGAUGCAUCUCUAAAAUGGCUGCAUAUGGAUGACCAUCUCUUAUUACACACUCCUGUUUACAUGUAAUGAGCAUGCUGAGGAAAUAGGGGGGAGAAGGGGCCUGAAGAACAGCGGAGCCUUUAAGGGGUCCCAUGUGGAAAUUGGAUAUUGCAUUAAUCCUAAAGGUCUAAUGCAAGCAUAUCCAGACAGUGAUCAUUAAACAUUACUUGUGUGACCCAGAUUCUGUCAAAUUCCUUUUCACUGACUGAUGACUAUUGUUACAUCCACUAAGCCAAUCUUGAAAAUAGUUUGCAGAUGUUGUUAAGCUUUAGAGGACACAGUAGACUCUCUGCCUAGAGCAGCUCUACGGCUUGUUGAAUGCAAGCAUUUUCUCAAAUGCUUCAUUUUUGAAGUAAUUUUUAUUUCCACAAAAAUUCCAGAUAUAUUGCCACCAUGAUAUGCUUAUGAUUGAUGCAAUGGUAUGCUUAAGGCAGUAUUAAAAGAAAAUAGCUGGCAAGUGCUUUCUGUAUUUAAGUAUUGUAAAAAGAAAAAUAAGUUAACUGUUUCAACAGAACAUCCAUCACUUUUUAACAAACGUCAGUCACUUUGUAUGUUUGGUUAUUUGUUCCUGCAGUAUUUAUUUUUCUUUUGAAUAAAAAAGUUUAGUCAGGUAAA